CAGAAACUUAUCUUUCCUGGAGAUUGGCUUCAACCUAGUCAUUUUUCCUCAGAUAUAAACCAGAGAUAUAAAAGAACAAAAACAUGCAUAUGUAAAUGGUCCUCAAUACAUGCUAACCUUUUACCCUCCUCUCAAAUUCUAGCCAGUCAAGAAAGGUUCAUGAAGAGUAGAAAACAUAUUAUAUGCAUUCUUCAUGAUAGUUAUAAAUAUAUUUCUAAAGUUUUGAUAAAUUUAAAUGUAUGUGUUCUUUUACAAGAUUAUAAACACUCGGUGUGUUUCAUAAGUUUAAGUGUUUUCAGAAACAUCACUUUCUCCCAAAAUGUAUCCUUUGAGGGACCCUUCAGAAACUUGUGAUUCUGACUUUGCAUGGCCUUUCUGAAUAACUUAAUGUGUGAACAGAAAUAUCAGCUCCUCUAGAAGCUGAUUCAGACCCAUCUCAGAUAUUAGGCUCUGGCUACUAUUUAUUGUGUUUUAUUCUUAGACAACCCAAGGCACUUCCUCUGCCUGAGGUGCUGACCUUGCCUCUUUCUCUGACAGUAAGAGGGAGUCUGAAAAACAAAUUGAGAAUCUGACUUCCAAUCAAGAAUCUUUCUGCAUGACCACAGUUGAGGACUUCUGCCCAUACUUAUGGCUACAGGAAACUGGACAAGAAUAAGUGAGUUUAUCCUCAUGAGCUUCUCUUCCCUGCCUACUGAAAUACAGUCAUUACUCUUCCUGACAUUUCUAACCAUCUACCUGGUCACCCUGAUGGGAAACUGCCUCAUCUUUCUGGUUACCCUAGCUGACCCCAUGCUACACAGCCCCAUGUACUUCUUCCUCAGAAACUUAUCUUUCCUGGAGAUUGGCUUCAACCUAGUCAUUGUGCCCAAAAUGCUGGGGACCCUGCUUGCCCAGGACACAACCAUCUCCUUCCUUGGCUGUGCCACUCAGAUGUAUUUCUUCUUCUUCUUUGGAGUGGCUGAAUGCUUCCUCCUGGCUACCAUGGCAUAUGACCGCUAUGUGGCCAUCUGUAGUCCCUUGCACUACCCAGUCAUCAUGAACCAAAGGACUCGUGCCAAACUGGCUGCUGCCUCCUGGUUCCCAGGCUUUCCUGUAGCUACUGUGCAGACCACAUGGCUCUUCGGUUUUCCAUUCUGUGGCACCAACAAGUUGAACCACUUCUUCUGUGACAGCCCACCUGUGCUGAGGCUGGUCUGUGCAGACACAGCACUGUUUGAGAUCUACGCCAUCGUCGGAACCAUUCUGGUGGUCAUGAUCCCUUGCUUGCUGAUCUUGUGUUCCUAUACUCACAUUGCUGCUGCCAUCCUCAAGAUCCCAUCGGCUAAAGGGAAGAAUAAAGCCUUCUCUACGUGUUCCUCACACCUCCUUGUUGUCUCUCUUUUCUAUAUAUCAUUAAGCCUCACAUAUUUUCGGCCUAAAUCAAAUAAUUCUCCUGAGGGCAAGAAGCUGCUAUCAUUGUCCUACACUGUUGUGACUCCCAUGUUGAACCCCAUUAUCUACAGCCUGAGAAAUAACGAGGUGAAGAAUGCCCUAAGCAGGAUGGUCUGCAAGGCCCUAGCCCUCAGAAACUGUAUCCCAUAGACCUUAGGAGGUAAGGCUACAUUUUACUGGAUGGGAAACAAUCAGUCCCAGAUUUGAGAUUCCUCUCUGCAUCUUUCCACAUCUCCAAUGAGAUGAAGUCCUGUUGCUGAAAUGGCUUUUGGAAAGCUGAGUGGAGAGGAAAGAGCACAGAAGUAGUUUCGACCUAGCACCACCAACUAUGAAAACUCCUCUGUCUGCCCAUUGUAGACUUACAUUGUUUUCCUUGUUUCAACUGGUAUGACAGCACUUCUGUGGCCAACUAUUUCCACUGCAUGCAACACAAUUGUUUCUCUUUUCUUUUCUUUCUUUUUUUUUUUUUUUGAGACAGGGUCUGCUCUAUUACUCAGGCUGCUGGGGUGCAAUGGCACAAUCUUGGCUCACUACAACCUCCGCCUUCUGGAUUCAAGCAAUUCUCAUGCCUCAGCCUCUUGAGCAGCUGGGAUUACAGGCAUGCCAAGCCAUGCCCAACUAAUUUUUUUUUUUUUGGAUUUUUUAGUAGAGAUGGAGUUUUACCAUGUUGGAGCUCCUGGCCUCAAGUGAUCUGCCUGCCUCAGCCUCCCAACGGCUGGGAUUACAGGUGUGGGCCACCAUGCCAGGCCAGGUAUUUCCCUUUUAAUAUGACGUAGGCAUUCCUGUAAAGCUUAUGCAAACCUUUGCCUUAAAAAUAUUAUGGGGAAGUAGGGCUAGGGUUAGGGCUAGACUCAAAAUACAUGCAACUUUAAAGACAAGGCAUUAGUAGAAACAACAUUUGGUCCCCAGAGAGACAACAUAGACUGCCCAGCAGGCAGCUCAUUGAGGCUGGAGGUUGCCACAGUACAUAUUUAAAAUAUACAACAACAGUAGAGUGACAAUACCAACAAUGUUUUGAUGAGAACAAUGAUGUUUGAUGCUGAGACAAUUUGAACUGGGGUAGGGGGUAGUCCUUAGGUGGUCAUGGGAGUCAAUACCACUUCCCAGGAGCCAAAAGCUGCAUAAAAUAAGGGAUACUCCUCUCCGGGGAUGAGGCCUAAGAUGCAGGCACGCUUUAAAAUUUUUCUAUAAAAUAGACAUAAGGGUUUCUGAUGCCAAAGCCUAAAGACAUUUAUCUCACUGUGGAAAAUUGGUCUUGCCCAAAAAAAACUUUCACAUUGCAAUGAAAUCACUCCUCUGAUUUUUCAGUUGUGUAUGAAAGAAGAAUAAAUGAGUGGGUAGUCUAACUGAGAAAUGAUGGUGACCUGGAGUGGAAUGAUAUGAGUAAGAAGUAAUUUAAAAUAAUUUUGGAGGAAGAAUUGAUAGGAUUCUUAAAAGUAGAUUACAUGUGGGGAAAUGCACUGCUCAAGAGAGGAAGGCUGAUUCUUCAGCAAAAUCAGUUCCUGUAGUAGAGCAUAGGUGUUCUGAAAGCCUGGAAGAGAUCCAUAAAAGAGGUAUAAAAUAAAUGAAUAUUCUUUACACAGAAAGUCAAGCCUGAAGCUCUUUCUUUCAUAUCUCCGUGUUAUGAAUCCCUUUCCACCUUUUAGGAAUAUCUAUCCACAACCAACGGCAAUUAGACUUGUCUUAGGAUAAAAGACUUUCAUCACAGGCUAGGUUUUCCUAGAAUCAGAUAUGGAGCCAAGGACUCAAGUAAAGUUGACUUGUUAAAGCAAAACCAUUAAUUGAAUGGGGAAAGUUGGGAGAUAUACCUAAUGCUAAAUGACGAGUUGAUGGGUGCAGCACACCAGCAUGGCACAUGUAUACAUAUGUAACAAACCUGAACAUUGUGCACAUGUACCCUAAAACUUAAAUUAUAAUAAUAAUAAAAUUAAAAAAAAAGAAAUGGGGAAGAGGCUAAAUAAAGGUACAAUUUCAAUUGAAAUCCCAAAUUCCACCUGAUCCAGCAAGGAAUUCCAGGGCAUACAUAAAUCUGAGAGUUUGUUCACAUCAGGGCAUAGGAAGUAGGCUUUUGUUCCACUCCAGCCAUCUAUUGGCUACUGGUGGACUGUGGGGUGGGCAAAGGGGACAAGAAAAACUCUCAGGCAUCUCUGUGUCCUGGAGAGGGUUCCUAAUGCCCAAGGGCAUUGUUUUGAAGGUGUCAGGUGCAAACUGUUAGAAAGAAAUCAAGUAAAGUCUAUGCUAAGUGUUCUUACUGCCUCCCCUACCCCCACCCCCCCACAUACAAGGAAACGUUUGGAGGUGAUGAUGGAAGUUCAUUACCUUGAUAAUUUUUUAAAAGUAAAGCUUGAAGAAGCUGAGAAAGGAGGCACAGAGCCAGUAAAAGUGACUCAGAAGUAUUAAGAAGGAACUACAACAGUAUCCACUACAGUCCUCCUAUUAGAAGUGCUUGUCAUCAUCUGAGUGCAUGAACCAGAAAAAAACAAAAGAAUUUAAUCGAAACAUUUAAAAAUUACCCUUGAUAAAAUAGUUAAAUAGAGAUAUAUUGUUCCAGGAUGAUGGACCCUAAAUACUCUGACUUGAUCACUUGAUCAUUCAGUAUGUACAUGUAACAAAGUUUCACGUGUCCCAUCAAUUCGUACAAAUAAAAAGAUUACCAUGGAAAAUAAUGACCACUAACACCCUAAAUCUAGAACACAGUUCAAUGUGUGGUCACCUCUCCAAGUUCAACAUCUACCCACCAGUGUGAUUUUUCCAUGAGUAAUUUGAACCAAACACAAAUAUUCAAACUCAUCUCCCAAAGAUAUGCAUUAUUAGAAGAGUCUACAUAUAUGUAAAAAAUAAAUAUUUUUUAUUUAAUUCAUUAUUUUCAAGGUAUCUUUAUUUUUCACAAUGGACUCAGAACCAUACAUCAUUACAUAGGGCAGUGAUAUUUCUUUUUCUUCAUCUCCCACUUUUAUGGUGCCCCCCCUUUGGGAUUUCUGGGACUGAGAAAGUAGCUCAUGAUGACUGAUUUACCUCAUAAAGACUUCUUGUUUAGCAAUCCUAAAACAUGGCUGAAGCUUUGGGGUUGCUGCUCAUAAUAAUUUUAUUAAAUUAUCAUCCAGGUCUCUCAUGCUUAUAGUUUAUAGCUAGGGAAAGGGGAAAUGGUGGUGCUAUUUUUGAAGAUACAUAGCUUUCUUCUAGUUACAUGUUCAUUACAGUUGUAAUUUCACAUUUUUACAUGGUUGUUUGAUGUUUGCCUUCCCCUCUAAACUGUAUGUUCCAUGAGGCCAAGGACAAUGUCUAUUAAAUUCAUUAUUAAAUCUCUAGUGCUUGCUACUUGUUAGGCAUCCACUAAAUAUUUGUUGGAUAAACAAAGCAAGACUCAAAGUGGAUCUUGUGCAUUUGUUCAUUGGUCAUUGCAGCCUGUGUUACAAUUGUUCCUCCUCCAAAUGCUAGAGAGCAGGACCAGGGGAGAGGGAGAGUAUGAGAGGAAGAAUGGCAGAGAGAAGUCGGGUGGCCAUAUCUACUCUCACAUUAUCUUUGGUUAUAAUCCCAAGAAAGCAUGGGAGCCAACAG
This is a messenger RNA of Symphalangus syndactylus (siamang), 4989 nucleotides long. RefSeq names its product olfactory receptor 10A2. Gene Ontology annotation, molecular function: olfactory receptor activity; G protein-coupled receptor activity. Lineage: Eukaryota; Metazoa; Chordata; Mammalia; Primates; Hylobatidae. Gene Ontology annotation, cellular component: membrane. Gene Ontology annotation, biological process: G protein-coupled receptor signaling pathway. The record is from RefSeq and is a predicted model, not a curated record.